Molecule: messenger RNA, 5778 nt
Organism: Catharus ustulatus (Swainson's thrush)
Lineage: Eukaryota; Metazoa; Chordata; Aves; Passeriformes; Turdidae
Product: antigen WC1.1-like
Exons: 20
Coding region: 530-5551 (1673 amino acids)
Cellular component (GO): membrane
Source: RefSeq, a predicted model, not a curated record
AGCUGCGGCAGCAGCGCCAUGUGCCAGCGCCGCCGCGAGGGACCGGGGAGCUGGUCCAGAUCCGAGCGGAGCCGGGGGCUGCUGCCACCCCCCGCGGGGGCUGUGAGCACCCCGGCAGGGGAUCGCCCCAGAGAUAAGGGCUUGGGGCUUUGCAGGUGCAUGAGCGAGAGCAGCUCUUGCUAGGAUGUGGGGUGAGGGCUGUCCCUAUCAGCAAAGCUCUUGCCAGGCUGCAGCAGCAGAGCAGGAGGCUCGGGGGAUACAGGAAGGGCCCCCCCAGCGCAGGUGUCGUGGGGGAGCUGCCUCCCCCCAGAGACAUCCGGGUGGCAGCCCAGUGUGGGGAGGUGUGUGACGCCAGAAGCGGAGCCGAGGCUCAUAUUUGGGCACGGAGCAGGUUAUUGGAGGCUGCGGCCCCAGAGGCGGCAGAGGAGGCACCUGAUAAAGGCUGCCCGGCUGCUGCUGCUGCUGCUGCGUGCAUUGGCUCGGGCGCUGGCGAGAGGUGGCCUGGCUGCGCUGGCUCGGGGCCGCUGCCAUGGGGCCGCUGCUGGCGCUGGGGCUGCUGGUGUGCGUGCAGCUGAGUGCGGGCUCCGGGGAGCUGCGUCUGGUGGGCGGCGGCGGGCGCUGUGCCGGGAGAGUGGAGGUGAAGCACGACGGUGAGUGGGGCUCCGUGUGCGUCUUCGACUUCGACUGGGAAGCCCGCUGGGCCAGCGUGGUGUGCCGGCAGCUGGGCUGUGGCCGGGUGGCCAGGGCGUCCCCGCACGCCCCGUUCGGGCAGGGCACCGGGCGGAUCUGGCUGCAGCCCUUCUUCUGCCGCGGCACCGAGAAUGCACUGGAGGACUGUUCGCCCUUCGGAUGGGGGCAGCACUUCUGCGGCCACGAGAAAGAUGUAGGGGUGACGUGCACAGAUGCCGUGGAGCUGAGGCUGGCGGGCGGCGGCAGUCCGUGUGCCGGGAGAGUGGAGGUGAAGCUGCAGGGACACUGGGGCUCGGUGGGAGACGACAUCUGGGACGUGGAGGAUGCUGAGGUGGUUUGUCAGCAGCUGGGCUGUGGCUCGGCUGCCGGUGCCUACUACGCCCGCGAGCGCUUCGGCGAAGGGGACGGGCCCGUCAGUCUGGCCUUGGUGGACUGCAAAGGGUCCGAGGCCACUCUCUGGGACUGCGAGAUCCGUGGCUGGGGACCCUACGGCAGCAUCCAUGACUGGGACGCUGCUGUUGUGUGUCAAGGAUUUUCCCGGCUGGUCGGAGGUCCCGGAGCCUGUGCCGGGCAGCUGGAGGUGCGGCAGGGCCGGGCCUGGGUUGGUGUGUGUGAGGAUCAGGUGGACAUGAAGGCGGCCCAGGUGGUGUGCAGGGAGCUGGGCUGCGGGGAGCCGCUCGCCAUGGCCGGCAGUGGCCGGUUUGGGGCGGCAUCGGCAUCGCUCUGGGACGGCGGCUUCCAGUGCAAUGGCACCGAGCCCCUCCUCAGUGCCUGUGCCCGGCGUCCGGCCCCGAGCCAGGGCUGCAGCGGCCGUGCCAGCAUCAUCUGCUCCCCCUACACGGGCUUCCGCCUGGGGAACGGCAGCUCGGGAUGCUCCGGCCGAGUGGAGGUGGCCGUGAGGGGGACGUGGGGGUCCGUGUGCGCCAGCGAGUGGGACCUGCCCGACGCGCACGUCCUGUGCCGCCACCUGGGCUGCGGCCGCGCCCUCUCGGUGCCCCCGGGAGGCUCCUUCGGCAGCGGGGAGGGGCCGCUGCGGCCGGACACCUUCGGCUGCAGUGGGAGCGAGCGGCAUCCGGGCCAGUGCCCCGUGACCGUGCUGGGGAAGGCUCCGUGUGCCCCCGGGAACGCCGCUGCUGUCAACUGCUCAGGCAUUGUCGAGUCUCUGCGACUGAUGGAGGGUGAGACCCGGUGCGAUGGGUGGCUGGAGUUGGCCCUAAGGGGGAAGUGGCGCCGUGUGCCAGGAGAGCUUUUGCUCAUACGGAAUUUCAGCAAGGUGUGCAGGGAGUUGGGCUGUGGAGAACUGGAGAAGAGUGAUAGUGUUGCUGGACCGGUUUCCGUGGAAGCCAGCAAAAAGAAAGAGAAGGCCAUCAUGGAACGUGUGAUCCAAACUAUCAAGGAGAUGACUCCUGUGUUGACCGGGAGUUCCAAAGUUCUGCAGGACAAUUUAUUUUAUUAUGAACGUUCAAGUUAUUCAUUACGGAGAAUAACCACUGGACCAGCUGAUAUCCCUCAUGGAGCGAAUCUUGUCUGCUCAGGCAGCCGGCGGGUGAGGCUGGUGGGGAGCUCAGGGCGCUGUGCCGGGCGCGUGGAGGUCUAUUCCGGUGGCAGCUGGAGCAGCGUGUGCCAGGAAGGCUGGGACCUGCAGGACGCUGCCGUUGUGUGCCGGGAGCUGGGCUGUGGCAGGGCCCUGGAGGCCCCGAGCUCGGCGCGCUUCGGUGGCGGCACAGGGCCGCUGUGGCCGUACAUGGCCGAGUGCUCCGGGAGCGAGGAGUCUCUCUGGGAAUGCGGGCGCUCGGAAGAGCGCGAGUGUGGGCGCGGCGUCGGGGCAGGGGCCGUGUGCUCAGAGCAGAUCUCCGUGCGGCUGGCAGGCGGCCGUGGGCGCUGCCGUGGCUCCCUGGAGGUGUCCUAUAACGGCACCUGGGGCCGCGUGUGCUCCAACGGCACCAGCACCGGCACCGCCGGCACCGUGUGCCGCCAGCUGGGCUGUGGGGAGCGGGGCUGGCUGUCGGCCGACACUGCCCAGCAGCCGUCCCGUGCCUGGCUGGCCUGGGUGGGCUGCGAGGACGGGGCUCACUCACUCUGGGAGUGCCCCUCGGCUCCCUGGCACCUGCAGAGCUGCGGCAUUGGCGGGCAGGUCCACGUGGAAUGUGAGGAGGACAGGGAUGGCAGCACUGGGACAGACACUACCCCACAUCCGGAGGGUGCCACCAGCACAGGUGUUCCCAGGAGAAGCACUCGAGUACCGGCCGUGGGGACGGUGCCUGUGUCAACUGUGCUGUGCGUGGUGCUGGGGACGCUGCUGUGCCUGGCCCUGGGUGCCCUGGCCGUGCUGCUGUGCCGUGCCCGUGCCUGGCGCAGAGGCCGUGGCAGAGCUGCAGAUGCCAUCUCCAAUGGUGUCUACGAGGAGCUGGACUACACGGCCAUGCCGGAGUACCAGGAGGUGCCCAGUCGCCCAGGUUCCGUGCAGGAGGGAUGGAUCAAGAAGCUGCCGUAUUCCAGCAGGGACAUCCUGGAGAGCAGUGACACCGAGGCAGCCCCAGGAUUUUCUCGGCUGGUCGGAGGGGCUGGAGCCUGUGCCGGGCAGCUGGAGGUGCGGCAGCGACAGGCCUGGGUUGGUGUGUGUGAGGAUCGAGUGGACAUGAAGGCGGCCCAGGUGGUGUGCAGGGAGCUGGGCUGCGGGGAGCCGCUCGCCUUGGCCGGCAGUGGCCGGUUUGGGGCGGCAUCGGCAUCGCUCUGGGACGGCGGCUUCCAGUGCAAUGGCACCGAGCCCCUCCUCAGUGCCUGUGCCCGGCGUCCGGCCCCGAGCCAGGGCUGCAGCGGCCGUGCCAGCAUCAUCUGCUCCCCCUACACGGGCUUCCGGCUGGAGAACGGCAGCUCGCGAUGCUCCGGCCGAGUGGAGGUGGCCGUGAGGGGGACGUGGGGGUCCGUGUGCGCCAGCGAGUGGGAGCUGCCCGACGCGCACGUCCUGUGCCGCCACCUGGGCUGCGGCCGCGCCCUCUCGGUGCCCCCGGGAGGCUCCUUCGGCAGCGGGGAGGGGCCGCUGCGGCCGGACACCUUCGGCUGCAGUGGGAGCGAGCGGCACCCGGGCCAGUGCCCCGUGACCGUGCUGGGGAAGGCUCCGUGUGCCCCCGGGAACGCCGCUGCUGUCAACUGCUCAGGCCGCCUGCGGCUGGUGGAGGGUGAGACCCGGUGCGAUGGGUGGCUGGAGGUACCCACAAGCACCGGGGAAUGGCGCCGUGUGCCGGGAGAGCUUUUGCUCAUACGGAAUUUCAGCAGUGUGUGUCGAGAGCUGGGCUGUGGAGAACUGGAGAAGAGUGAUGGUGUCCCUGGUACGUUUUUCGUGGAUGAAGUGAACGAGACGGAGUCGGACAUCGUGUAUAGUGUGAUCACAACCAUCAAGGGCAUGACUAAUAAUCUGACCCAUGGGGGAAAUUCCCGCUAUGAGUCUUAUCCAUCGCUCAUGACGACUGCACCAGCUGGCUUCCCUCACGGGGUGUCCAUCGUCUGCUCAGGCAGCCGGCGGGUGAGGCUGGUGGGGAGCUCAGGGCGCUGUGCCGGGCGCGUGGAGGUCUAUUCCGGUGGCAGCUGGAGCAGCGUGUGCCAGGAAGGCUGGGACCUGCAGGACGCUGCCGUUGUGUGCCGGGAGCUGGGCUGUGGCAGGGCCCUGGAGGCCCCGAGCUCGGCGCGCUUCGGUGGCGGCACGGGGCCGCUGUGGCCGUACAUGGCCGAGUGCUCCGGGAGCGAGGAGUCUCUCUGGGAAUGCGGGCGCUCGGAAGAGCGCGAGUGCGGGCGCGGCGUCGGGGCUGGGGCCGUGUGCUCAGGUCAGUGGCGGGCAGCCCCAGAGCAGGGUCCGGCAGAGGCCGCGGGGGGUUGGUGGCCGUGCCGUGACCCCGCUGCCCCCCUUGCAGAGCAGAUCUCCGUGCGGCUGGCAGGCGGCCGUGGGCGCUGCCGUGGCUCCCUGGAGGUGUCCUAUAACGGCACCUGGGGCCGCGUGUGCUCCAACGGCACCAGCACCGGCACCGCCGGCACCGUGUGCCGCCAGCUGGGCUGUGGGGAGCGGGGCUGGCUGUCGGCCGACACUGCCCAGCAGCCGUCCCGUGCCUGGCUGGCCUGGGUGGGCUGCGAGGACGGGACCAACUCACUCUGGGAGUGCCCCUCGGCUCCCUGGCACCUGCAGAGCUGCGGCCUUGGCGGGCACGUCCACGUGGAAUGUGAGGAGGACAGGGAUGGCAGCACUGGGACAGACACUACCCCACAUCCGGAGGGUGCCACCAGCACAGGUGUUCCCAGGAGAAGCACUCGAGUACCGGCCGUGGGGACGGUGCCUGUGUCAACUGUGCUGUGCGUGGUGCUGGGGACGCUGCUGUGCCUGGCCCUGGGUGCCCUGGCCGUGCUGCUGUGCCGUGCCCGUGCCUGGCGCAGAGGCCGUGGCAGAGCUGCAGAUGCCAUCUCCAAUGGUGUCUAUGAGGAGCUGGACUACACGGCCAUGCCGGAGUACCAGGAGGUGCCCAGUCGCCCAGGUUCCCUGUCGGAGGGAUGGAUCAAGAAGCUGCCGUAUUCCAGCAGGGACAUCCUGGAGAGGAGUGACACCGAGGCAGCCCCAGACCCCCCUGCCUGGCCCGAGCAAGGAAUCUCGGAUGGCUACGACGAUGUCCUGGAUGUACCACAGAAGGCUCCUGGUCCCAGCGAUGGGGACAUGUUCAAGGGAGUGGCAGAGCAGAGGUGGAUCCGUGUCCUCCCCACAGGUGGAAUCUCCUCCCCUCCAAAUGUCCCAGGAGCCACCAUGGACCCCUCGGAGCAUCCCCCGGGGCGCACGGACUAUGAUGAUGUUGGCAGCAGCGCCCUGGAGACGGAGCCAUGAGGAUUCCCUACCAAUGCCCCAUCACUGGGGACACGUGUGUGGCAGUGAGGCCGGGCCCUGUCCCCAGGGACGGGUGCUCCUGCCCUGAAACAUGAUUCCUCCAUGUCCAGUGCUACAGGAAAACAGCUCCUUUGUAGGGAUUUUCUUUGAGUUCAAUGUAAAUUUCAAUUUUCUUGCCUAUUAAAACCCAAAGUCGUCAGAGACUCACUUUGGUGCAGCCGUCCCCA